This is a messenger RNA of Penicillium diatomitis, 1632 nucleotides long. Its product is annotated as wax synthase family protein. Gene Ontology annotation, biological process: lipid metabolic process. The record is from RefSeq and is a predicted model, not a curated record. Lineage: Eukaryota; Fungi; Ascomycota; Eurotiomycetes; Eurotiales; Aspergillaceae. The transcript has a single exon. Bases 1 to 1632 code for a protein of 543 amino acids.
AUGGCCAAUUCGCAGCUGGGUUCGUACAAGGAUGUGGUCCAAAAUCAUCAAGAUCAGCUAGACGCUCUCCUGCGAAAGGGUGUCUACCAGCCGGUAUUUAUCUAUCAUGUCGUGAUUUUCAACAUGCUACCUUUCAUCGGCUUGAUGAUACCGCGCCGCGGGGCCACUCGAUUUGUCCGACCUGGGAUGUUCGUCCUUUGCGUAGCGAUUGCGGCAGAGGUUCUCACACGCCGCAGAGCUCUCCUGGGAGGUCACGGAUAUAUGAUCGGCCUAAUGACAGCCUGGUGGUUGUUGUGGAGUGCCGCGCUCUUUGUGUUUUUAGAUGUCGAGAACGACGUUCGACGCAUCGAGCGCGGUCCCAGGGCUGCCGAAUCGAUUCGAGCCGAGCAUGGCCAUCAAGAUCUCUCGAAGGGUGCUGCAACCGCUUCUGCGAGGAAGGCAUCUAGAUUGAGCGGCAAUGUCUGCCACGAGAAUGGACAAGCCUUGGCGACUGAAAGCACCAAACCUGGUGAUGAGACAUUUCACUGGCAGUUAUAUCCUCGCAAAAUGACACAUCGAGCCGAGUGGUGUGCUGGAUUACUCUUCAACCUCAGAGGGCCUGAAUGGAAUUGGCGUCAGCCGCACCUUGGUCCCUUACCCCGAUCUGUUUACAAUCAAGUAGGUAGAGGCUUCGAAACUGGCACAUUCCAGGUUCAGGAUGACGCCACAUACCCAAGGGCUCAGGAUCGCCUUCGUGCUGCAUUCUGGCAAUUCCUCCAGGCAUAUCUCUUGUUGGACUGCCUUAAAGUGAUUAUGAUGAGAGACGUGUACUUUCGAGGCUGGACGACGCAGAAUGCGCCGCCUCCUGUCCCCUUUUCAUACGUCGCAGCAUACCCAGUACUGGUGCGCCUGUAUCGCUGCUUUGUCAGUGGCAUGGGCGUCUUUGUUGCGCUCAACUUUGUCACCUCGCUCAAUCCCAUAUUCUUCCUGGGAUUGUCGACGGCCUUUCCCAAUGCCGCCCGAAAGUUGACGGGAGCACCUCUCGGAGCAUCCUGGUUGUACGCUGAUGCAUUCGGUCCGUUCGGUUCAUCUUUGUUCGACCAUGGAAUCGCCGGUUGCUGGGGCCGAUGGUGGCACCAGCUCUUUCGCCAUGGCUUCGUCACAACCGCACGCUUUAUCCUGUCACUUUUGCCCGAGAAAUGGUCUGCUAUUUCUCGAGUGAAACAACUGAUCUACGUGCUGGUCUCGUUCACGGCCAGUGGACUCGUGCAUGCCGCUGGGAGUCUUUCACAAUUUGGUGAUACCAGCCCUAUCUCAGGUCCGUUCUUGUUUUUUUUCAGCCAAGGCAUCGCUAUGAUAGUGGAGCGGACUAUCAAGACAGACGUUCUUCCAAGGCUUGGUCUUGGCCAGAUCUCGCGCCCACUUUGCCGCGCUAUCAAUGCAGUCUAUGUGUGCAGCUGGCUUCUCUAUUCUGGGGCCUUGAUUGCCGACGAUUUCGCAAGAGGUGGGCUCUGGCUGAUCGAUCCUAUCCCGAUCAGUCCACUUCGUGGUCUUGGGCUCGCUUCUGAUAAGGGCUGGUGGUGCUGGGAUAGCCCAUGGUUCGGCUACUGGAGCGACGGCACUUACUGGGGCAGCGGGAUUCGCCUUCUUUGA